Molecule: messenger RNA, 927 nt
Organism: Metarhizium brunneum ARSEF 3297
Lineage: Eukaryota; Fungi; Ascomycota; Sordariomycetes; Hypocreales; Clavicipitaceae
Biological process (GO): magnesium ion transport
Cellular component (GO): membrane
Molecular function (GO): magnesium ion transmembrane transporter activity
Source: RefSeq, a predicted model, not a curated record
AUGGAUGCGCGCAAAAACCAGGGAUUCAAUGGCGACGGCUUUGAGUACCUGAGAAACCCGCUGUGGUGGCUGGGCAUCUGCUCCUUGGUCCUCGGCGAGAUCUGCAACUUUGCCGCAUAUGCCUUUGCGCCUGCUAUUCUUGUAACGCCGCUGGGAGCCCUGAGUGUCAUCUUUGGCGCUGUCAUGGGCUCGUUUCUGCUGAAUGAACAGCUUGGACCGGUUGGUCGAUCCGGCAUUGCCAUCUGCCUUCUUGGCGCCGUGCUGGUCAUCAUUCACGCCCCCCCUGAACAGCCGGUUGAGACUAUAGAUCAGAUCCUCGACUAUGCUUUGCAGCCUGGCUUCUUGCUAUAUGCCUUGGCCGUACUUGGAACCGUCGUCUUUUUAAUAUACAAGGUUGCGCCGGUGUACGGCAAGAAGCACGCCUUAGUCUACCUCUCCGUAUGCUCGCUCGUGGGCUCAAUCUCCAUCAUGGGCAUCAAGGCGCUGGGCAUGGCUUUGAAGCUCACCUUUUCCGGCAACAACCAGUUCACCCACCCGUCUACGUACGCCUUCCUGCUCCUCUCGGCGGGGUGCAUUGUCGUCCAGAUGAACUACUUCAACAAGGCGCUGGCAUCCUUCCCGGCCAACAUAGUCAACCCUCUGUACUAUGUGACGUUUACGACGGCCACGCUAUCAGCUUCCCUUAUCCUCUACGGUGGUUUGAGCAUCAAAAAUGUCGUUACAAACCUGUCGCUACUGCUUGGCUUGCUGGUCACUUUUGUAGGCGUCAUUAUACUUAACUUGUCUCAGAGAGAUGCCGGCAUUCGCAACUCGGUGACGCGCGGGAGCUUCGAGAGGAUCCCGUUUCAGAGUCUUUCCAACGCAAGUAGCGCUUCGCUGGCCAACAACUACUACUAUUCGCGGUACGAUGACGAAUCGCGCUUGUAA